GGCCCAGUCAAGGAAGGUGGGGUGGAGGAGCCCACCGCCACCAACCCAGAGCUUCCUUUGCUUAGAGGUGACGAGCAAGCUGCCUGCCUGUUUGCUUUUAACCUUCAUCAACAAACACACUUUGGCAUUGACGUGUCUUUUUAUCUCGACCGAAUCUCCCCCAAAUCUACCAACGCACCUCAUAACUUCGUCACACCCAAAAUCUUGAUCAAUACACAUCUCAACUACCCCGCCUCAAUCGUCAACAUGGCAGACCACGAAGCCCAGAUCGUGGAGUUUGCAGGCUUAAGCGGCGCAAGUCCUGAAGAGGCCAGACAGUAUCUUGAAGCCCACAACUGGGAUCUCGCCGAGGCCAGCAAUGCUUGGUUCCGUGAUGCCGAAGAGGAUAACCGCGACACAUCCACAGCUUCCGCUCCCGCUCCCGACAAUUACACCGGUCCUCGAACCCUCGACGGUCGACCUGCUCCAGAGGCUGCACGCAGUAAUCAGCCAGCUCGCAAACCUGCCGCAUCACAACAGAAGAAGAGGGGAAUUGCUACGCUAGGAUCUCUCGGUAGCUCAUCCCACCAACACGAUCAUGGUGAUGACGAUGAUGAUGAUUUCGACGCCGAAGACGAUGAUGGGCGAGGAAACCUGUUUGCAGGUGGUGAGAAGUCUGGAUUGGCUGUCCAAGACCCUCACCAAGAGGGCGGCCCCAAGAAGAUCAUCAGUGACAUUCUCGCCAAAGCACGAGCUAACGCUCAACGCCCCGAAGCUGAGAACGAGGCUGGCCCUUCUGAGCCCAGUCGCUUCCGAGGAACUGGACAGACACUUGGCGGAGACGGUGUCGAGAGCCGCAGCAUUCCUGAUCCUCUCGGCCCAGCUCGCUCUUCGAAUGCCGAACCUCAAGAGCGAGUUCUUCACAUCUGGCAAGAUGGUUUCAGCAUUGAUGACGGUGACCUUCGCCGCUUCGAUGAUCCCGCAAACCAGGCCGACCUCGCUUUGAUUCGAGCUGGUCGCGCGCCCCUUCAUCUCAUGAACGUGCAGCAUGACCAACCCAUCGAUGUCAAGCUUCACCAGCACGAAACACCAUACCAGCCCCAACCCAAGAAGUACAAACCUUUCGGUGGCUCUGGUCAACGUCUUGGAGCUGUUGUUCCUGGCGUAGAGGGCUCAAGCUCUUCCUCCGCUGUCCCUGCCGCUACUUCCGCGGCUCCAUCUUCAUCCAAUGCUCCGAGCGUCGACGAUUCUCAACCCACAAUCAUGAUCCGAAUUCAGAUGCCCGAUGGCACACGUCUACCUGCUCGAUUCAACACCACCCACACUAUCGACGAUGUCUACGGUUUCGUACAGGGAGCGUCACCAGACACACGAUCUAGAUCAUGGGUUCUUUCCACAACAUUCCCCAACAAGGAUCAUACCGACCGCAGCAUGGUUCUUGGAGAGAUGCCCGAAUUCAAGAAGGGAGGUACCGCCGUUGUCAAGUGGACUUAGAUAUGGAAAAAUCGGCGUUGAGGUUGAUUUACGGACUGGCCAACAAAUGCAGAUGCUAGCAUUGACUUAUAGAGGUCAUGGAUAGAAUCACAGAUAGCUAAAAUGCGAA
Fusarium redolens is the source of this 1582-nucleotide messenger RNA. RefSeq lists its product as uncharacterized. Gene Ontology annotation, molecular function: ubiquitin binding. Lineage: Eukaryota; Fungi; Ascomycota; Sordariomycetes; Hypocreales; Nectriaceae. Gene Ontology annotation, biological process: proteasome-mediated ubiquitin-dependent protein catabolic process; membrane fusion; Golgi organization. Gene Ontology annotation, cellular component: nucleus; cytosol. The record is from RefSeq and is a predicted model, not a curated record. Bases 247 to 1473 code for a protein of 408 amino acids. The transcript is spliced from 3 exons.